CCAGACAAUAGACAGAUAAUAUAUGUAAAAAUGGAGAUUGAUCCAAAAUUUACGUUCGUACCAUUAAAUCAGAAAAAUUAUGUUCUAAUUAACGACAAAAAUACACAAGAGUAUCUUUGUAAAUGGGGUUUGAAAGGAAAUUUUGUCAUUCAAAAUUUUUCGUUCAACGAAUCAUUUCAACAGUAUCACAAAUAUCAGCUGGUUGAUGCGUUUUUUAAAGACGGUUCAGUUGCAAAAGUGUUACUGUCUAAACAGGGAAACGCUUGGGUAAAGCGAGGCAUACGAGCAUUGAAUGUGGAAAUAAAGCAAGUACCAUGUUCCGUUCUAAGUAUGUCUUUCUUUAAUAAACUGAAGGAUCCAGAUAAUGGGAUAACGUAUAGUUCAGGAACGAUUUGUAAAAGAUUUGAUACGCAAGUAGAGGAUUUUGUGGUAUCUGAUAAUUUACGUGGUAUGCUCUUAGAUGAGGAAUCGGAAGAAUAUAAUUUAUAUUCAGAAGAAGAAAGAAAUGAAUUUGUUUUUCGAAUUUUUCAAAUGCUCAUUCUUGGCGGAAUAUUAUGCCAAUUUGAGGAUACAUUAGAGCCAUAUUUAGACGUUACUAAAAAUAUUUAUAAGAAUCUUAUAAGGGUACAAAACCAAAGUGCUUCAAAUGAUUUAGUCGUAAGUACUUUGGUGUUAGAAGUAAUUGCUAAGGAUAGCAAAGGUCAAGAUUAUUUUCCAUCUGAUUCUAGUAAAAGGCAAAAUUUUGCGUUCCUAUUGAUAGAUGCUAAUUCUCGUGAAAUUACAACUUUUGUGCAUCAAUAUGGCGGAUAUUGUCCUGUGGACUGAGA
Molecule: messenger RNA, 827 nt
Organism: Nylanderia fulva
Lineage: Eukaryota; Metazoa; Arthropoda; Insecta; Hymenoptera; Formicidae
Product: cilia- and flagella-associated protein 300
Source: RefSeq, a predicted model, not a curated record